Ctenocephalides felis (cat flea) is the source of this 963-nucleotide messenger RNA. Its product is annotated as protein cereblon-like. NCBI's taxonomy places the organism in Eukaryota, Metazoa, Arthropoda, Insecta, Siphonaptera, Pulicidae. The record is from RefSeq and is a predicted model, not a curated record. The transcript has 4 exons. The coding region runs from base 1 to 963 and encodes 320 amino acids.
AUGUGUUUGCCAGGGCAACAUUUUCGAAUUACUGGUUUAUCUUUAGCUGCGGCAAUGUUUAUUUGUGAUAUGGACCCGCCGAAGGUUAUCACCUUUGGAAUGGUGGUUUUGGCACCGGGAGAAACCAAUAAGAUCAGCAGAUAUGGUGUCACCUUUGAUGCCGGACCGAAUGGCGACUAUAUUGAUGAUGUUAGUUUCAGAUCGCGCGGAAAACAAAGAUUUAGAGUACUAGGUGCCCUGCAAGAUUUGCACCGCUAUCGCGACAUUUGCCUACAUCGUGUCCGAAUUUUGCCAGAACUUCCCUUAGUCCCUUCUCAUCCACCAGCCGGUUUAGGAUACACCUGGCAUCGUUCCGUACUGCGCCAAUAUGACCCAACAAUUCUUCUACGAGAAUUGCAGAAACUGGUCAAAUCGCUCCCAUGUUAUGAUGAAGACGAGGAAGAAGAAUCCGUAACGUCGGAGGAUAAAAGAGAUCCUUCGUAUUCUCUGGCCGUAAGGCUCCAUUUGGGAGACGAUGUGCUCCAGGAGUUGCUGAAGUUGGAUGCUCCUAUUCAUAGGUUACAAUUUGAAUUGGAGUAUGUGAGGACUCACAAGUAUUUUGAUUGUGCCAGCUGUGGGAAGAAAUUGGCAGACGUCGCGGAUUUGAUUGCUGUUCAUAAUGAAACGUCACGAAUAAGGGAGCAUAAACGUAGUCCUCGCCAAAACCAUAAUUCGGUGGAUGUUUGGCUAAGGGAGCCGAUCACUUUGUUGAAGGCACCAGGUGCUUUGGCUCAUCCAGGAAGUGCAAUUAACGAUUCCAGGUUUCCUGGUUACGUGUGGAGCCCCGCAUUUUGCUCCUCAUGUUUUGGACACGUCGGAUGGCGAUUUCAAGCAGAUAAAGGUGGUUUAUCGCCAAGUGAAUUUUGGGCUCUGAGCAAAAGCAGCGUGAUACGAAAAUCCAGCAUUGGCAACGACAAAGAAUAA